Alternaria atra is the source of this 1998-nucleotide messenger RNA. RefSeq lists its product as uncharacterized. The transcript is spliced from 3 exons. NCBI's taxonomy places the organism in Eukaryota, Fungi, Ascomycota, Dothideomycetes, Pleosporales, Pleosporaceae. Bases 1 to 1998 code for a protein of 665 amino acids. The record is from RefSeq and is a predicted model, not a curated record.
AUGAAGGAAGUCUUGGUAGUGGGUUGGAGAAGGCUGUUUCAAGGGGACAUGUGGUAUCUACGUGUGCAAGCAGCAGUAUUCAUAAUAUUCUACCUAGGUACUUGCCAUACGCACACCAAAUCUAAAAGCCAAGAGAGGCGGAAAUCUCAGCAUGACGAGCUAGGCUGGACAUGCCUUCCAUCUGUCCGCAAUUUCCGAGCCUUGCUCAACAACGCCACAGCCAAGAUCCUUCCAAACUUUCUGCGAAGCCAGUUCGUCACCAAGACCUAUCAGUACGAGAAACUCUCAUCGGCAUCACAUACCCGCCAUCUCACCCUUUUGCCAGCUCAGGACUCGAAUGAUAGCCUUAAAAUCGUUCUAGGAAGUGCAUGUCCUGAGGAUUGCCCUCCAUUCGAGGCCGUUUCUUACGUAUGGGGUAGCGACCAAAAGGUGUCGCAAGUUUACUGUCGCAAGCAUGUUAUCCCGAUAACUGCUAGUCUUGAUGCAGUCCUACGCUGUCUUCGUUUACCCAACGCGGAGCGAACAAUCUGGGUAGACGCAAUCUGCAUCAAUCAGGCGGAUAUUGGCGAGAGAAGCCAACAGGUAGCUAUGAUGGGCCGAAUCUACGCUGUCGGAGAACGAACGAUCAUACAUCUAGGUACAGACCCUGAUGGUCAUGCAGAAGCUGUGGCUUCUUUGCUCGAAGAGAUAACUCAGCAAAUUGAGCACCAGGGUGGGAGCCUCAUCGACUCACGAUUUGUUCCACAACUAGCUAUGGAUGAUCCACUCAGUACCGACCAGAGAUGGAAAUCGUACAAGAUUAUGGUGGCUCAUGACUGGUUCUCGAGAACCUGGACUGUCCAAGAGGCUGCCUUGGGUGACGACCCCUAUAUACUUUGGGGCACUAGAAAGAUCCCUUGGUUGCGAGUCACGGGCGUUAAUCAAUGGCUUCUGAGCAAAGCUCGACACGUAUGGUUUCAUCUUAAACCAUGGCUUAAUGAUGUACAUGGCCGUGGUUUCUGGAUGGAGGAGUUCCCGAUGCCUAACUUCGUCGAAACCCUUGCAAGAGCGAAAACCCUCCAUUGCAAAAAUGACCGGGACCGUAUAUAUGGUUUCCUGGGCUCUCCAAAGGCCAUAGUCGGCCCAGAAAAAGAAAUUGUAUUGGUUCCAGACUAUGCGAAGGAGUACCGCAAAAUAUAUCAGGACUUUGCUGUCUCAUGGUUGAGUAAAACGCAAGAUUUAGCAUUGCUUUCAGCUAUUGAGCACCGGGAUGAUACAAUUCGGAGUGACGUGCCAUCCUGGGUGCCAAGGUGGGACGUUACACUUUCGACCAACUACUAUGGGCUCUUUAGCCCCGGCUUCGAUGCUUCAAAAGGAUUUCCGGUGACUCCGCCUGAUCCAACCUUUGGAGAUGAGUUGAGAGUCACAGGUGUCGUCUUCGAUACUAUCACCUGGCGAUCAGAUAUGCUGCCAAACGACGAAGAAUGGGCGGCGCCUGGACUAGGUAUUGAGAAAGAGUUAGUUGAUGCCUGGAAAUAUCUUGCUGAACUUCAAGCUCCAGGUAGUCACUUACCAUAUGUCCUAGCUUUUGUUAGAACACUGUGCCGCCAGGCGUACGGAGAUGAUACCUUGGGAUUUCAUCCCGACGAGGCUGCAUUCGCCCUCGCUCUUUGUCGCCAAAGCUUGUGCUUUGGCGAUGUAGAUGAGUCUGACUUGGAGAAGGCGGCAAUAGGCGGGAAUGCGGAGGCUUUUACGACGCACGCUGGCAUCUGGGCUGGACAACGCAGCAUAAUGCUUACCAAGACCGGGAGGUAUGCGCUAGCAUCGGCAAUUACGCAGAAGGGUGAUGAAUGUUGCAUUUUCACGGGAAUGCCAGUUCCAGUGGUUGUGAGGCCAGCAGAAGAGCUUGAGCGUUACGAGUUUAUCGGCGAGGCAUUUGUGCUUGGGAUGAUGCACGGGGAAUUGCAUGAUCAGCAGGCGGUCAGUGGCAUAGAAGUGCAGCGCAUGAUCUUGGUAUGA